Messenger RNA from Parastagonospora nodorum SN15, 1098 nucleotides. RefSeq lists its product as hypothetical. The transcript is spliced from 3 exons. The record is from RefSeq and is a predicted model, not a curated record. NCBI's taxonomy places the organism in Eukaryota, Fungi, Ascomycota, Dothideomycetes, Pleosporales, Phaeosphaeriaceae. The coding region runs from base 1 to 1098 and encodes 365 amino acids.
AUGGCUCCCAGUCCUCGCAAGCGUGCAGCAGACAUUGACCACGAUUAUACACCUACUGCGAAACAAGCUAGACUCGCUCGCUCGAACAGUAGACCUUCUUCUUCUUCUUCUUCUACCCAUGCCGAACGGACGCUUCCACCAAAAUUUCCCUCAUCGCAGCUCUUAAGCGAGGACCAGACGGAGAUGCGAUGGAACAUGGCCGCGCACCAACAGUUUGCAAGCCGGCGGUCCUUCAUCGACCCCAUCCGGAUAGCAAACUAUGUCAGGACUUUCAUUGGGUGCCUUAUCCACUCGGUCUCAUGCCUUGCUGAACGAUUGUCCUGGGAUGACAAGCUCGUGGCGAUGCCCGACAAAGAUCGGAAUGAAGAGUUGAACUGGGCUGUGAAUUACGAACUAGGUAUCCUGGACCCAUUUGUCGAAGAUGCAGAAAACAUUCCCGGUGGAAAGAAUAGUCGAUAUAACAGGUUCUACCCAUAUCGGAACGAGUAUGAGAUGAAGCUGGCCUUCAAGCUAAUCUUCAUGAGCGAGGAGCUCAGUGCAACGUCUUGGGCUUUAUGGAUAAGCGCGCAGAUGCAUCUUCAAACCAUGCUCGAAGGCGGCGAACAAAUGGAUGCAUCCCCAAGCGCGGUCUUACCACCUCCUACGCGUAUGAAGGAUGAGAGGUUACCGACCGUUACGCCUGCACAACAAGGAACCCGAGAGCCAAUCGAGACGAUUGAUCUAACGGGGUCACCUGAGCCCGUGCCAAAGCCAACAACUGGCAGGUCGUACGGACUGUCUACCCCACCAUCGUCCCUGUCAAAAUCCCCUCACAGCAUAGCGGUUGCUGGUGGAUCCCACCGUAAAGAUGGGGUAUACAAAACUGUAGCAGCAUCUAUAGCAAAUUUCGAGGAAGCUGGAGGACCAUCCACAGAACCCUCGCCACUCAGACAGAUCGAAAGCUACAAGACGCUGCAAGAUUUCUAUUCUCUUUUGGACAAGAUCGAGCGAACUUCCUAUGUUGGGGCGUUGUUUCUUGAAGCCUACGCGGAGAAGCUCAGGGACGACAUGUGCAAAGACUGCUGGUUUAAGCACAACGUCAACGUCGACCUUUUUUAG